This is a messenger RNA of Achroia grisella, 2379 nucleotides long. RefSeq lists its product as uncharacterized. The record is from RefSeq and is a predicted model, not a curated record. Gene Ontology annotation, molecular function: zinc ion binding; nucleic acid binding. The transcript has 2 exons. Lineage: Eukaryota; Metazoa; Arthropoda; Insecta; Lepidoptera; Pyralidae. The coding region runs from base 1 to 2379 and encodes 792 amino acids.
AUGGAAAUGGACAAAAAACAAAAAAAUGAUGAGGUGUCUGAGAAGGACGUAGUGAAGAGAGUGUCCGAGAAGGACGUGGAAAUGGCGGAAAAGGUGGUGAAGGAAGUGAUGGCAAGGGAGUGCAUCGUGGUGCUGGAUAGGAAGGUGUCAGAGGAGACUGGCCCUAGAGGCCUUGGAAACACGGACGUGGAGUUGUGGUCAAUGUCGGGAGCGGAGGUGACGGACCAAAGAGUGGCGCGAAGGACUAGGUCUAAGGUUGCGCGCGGGAUCGACUGCGGUUCUUCGCGGUCGAGCUCGCGGGCAACAACUAUGGAUGAGAUGGAGUUUGAGGAUGCCGCGCCAUCCGGGCGCAAAAGGCGCCUGUCUGAAUAUGACUCAGACUCGUCGGCGGCAAACACCAGUCGCUCUUCAAAGAAGGAGGGGAAGAAAAGAAGCGCUGGUGCCAAAAGCAGAAUAUCGGCUGCAAAGAGGAAAGAACUGGACUCGUUCCGGUAUGAAUUCUUCGAAGGAGGAAAAUCGGCGAUGAACCCGGACGUGACGGUAGAGGAUGUACCACCUAAAACACCUCAAGAAGAUGGCAACACUGCGGCGAAUGAGGCGAUAGAUAGAGUUCGUCUCGCAGUGUAUGAGCACACAGAGGCCAUCGCAGAGUUAAUCCGGAAAUCCGGUAACCUAAAGGGUACGUCGAUCAGGGACAUGAAAGAGGGACUUGCCGGAAUAAACCGGAUAAUAGGCGCCCUAUCGGCUGAUGUGGUCCCGCGCUCUGUCGCGCCCAUCCUGGCCCGAAAUCUCCGGCUGGAAAGGGAGGUGGAGGAACUCCGCAAGGAAGUGGCUGAACUCCGAGCUGCAAAAGCGGCACCGGCUAAGGCCACUCCAGGAGGCGGGCCCUCGUUGGACGACUUAAAGUCUUUCAGGGCCCAAAUUAUGAGGGACGUCGGGGGCACAGUACGCUCCAUGAUGGGGAACUUGAUGGGGCAGUUCAUGGAGGAAGUGAACACCAGGCUUCCUAAGCCCUCCCCAUCAAGCGCCGACCAACUUGCGCAGGCGGAGCAAGGAGCAGCGGUGUCACAGCCUGUCGCUCCAAGCGAAGAAGACCGGGGUCCUGCUCCCCAAAGCCAAAAGGCCGCAAAGGGAAAGAAGGCGCGAAAAUCUGCGCCGCAGGGGCAGCCCCCCGCGGUGGAGCCCCCGACUAUCCCAGCGACACAGCCAGCUGCCGGAUGUUCCUCGUGGGCAACGGUGGUGAGGGGUAGCCGGGGAAAGAUGGCCACAGUACCCGGCCAAGAGGCGGUCGCCGAUCCCCAACCGGCGAAGAAGAAGGUGAACUCGACGCCCCCAAAGAAGACUGGCCCGCCGCUUCCUUCGAGGCUAAAGCCGCCCCGCUCUGCGGCGGUGGUAAUUACCAUCGGAGAGGCGGCGGAAAAGGAGGGCGUCAGUUACGCCAACAUCCUCCGCGAGGCAAAAGGAAAGAUCGACCUCCGCCCCCUCGGAAUAGAGGACAUGCGGCUUAGGCCCGCAAUCACUGGGGGGCGGAUCCUCGAAAUUUCCGGCACCGCUUGUGCAGAGAAGGCUGACGCUCUGGCGUCGAAACUCCGGGCACUAAUCCCGGAGGACGUGGCCAAGGUCUCCAGGCCCUCAAAAACUGCAGAAAUGCGGAUUAUGGGUCUGGAUGACUCUGUGACGCCGGAGGAAAUCGCCGCUGCUAUAGCGCGCGACGGGGAAUGCAACGCGGAGGAUGUACGUGUAGGGGAAAUCCGCCGAAGCAGUCCCUCUAGCCUAGGGUCAUGUUGGGUCCGCGGCCCAGUGAUGGGGGUCAAGAAAGUCACCACCAAAGGGCACAUCCGCCUCGGGUGGGUGACAGCGAAGGCGGAGCUGCUGCGGCAAAGGCCGUUGCGGUGUUUCCGGUGCCUGCAGAGCGGGCAUGUGAGAGGUCAGUGCACCCAAAAGGAGGACCGCAGCGGUCUUUGUUACCGGUGCGGUGAAAACGGGCACAAAGCCGCAGUGUGCACCGCCGCCCCUAGAUGUGUUGUCUGCGCAUCACAGGGCCGGCCGGCAGACCACUGGGUGGGGAGCAACAAGUGCACCCCGCCCAAAAGGAAGGGAGGGAAACGGCCCGCCUCACAGGUCCCAGGCCGUAGGAGUGGGGCAGAGGAGGGGAUGGACACCUCCCCUCCCAGCGAUCAAGCAGGCAGGGCGGCCCAAGCCGCCCCUAGAUCGCUACCGGGCCGGGCUCGGUGCCUGGCGAGGGACAGGUCGUCCUGCGGAGCACGCUGCUGGAAUUUAUUUCAGUUAGCGUGUUCCCCGGGGCGGCCGGGUCGGAGGAGUAACUUCGGCCGCAAGGGCACCAACCUUUGGGCACCUGCCGCACCCAAAGCGUAUUAG